Adineta ricciae is the source of this 558-nucleotide messenger RNA. Lineage: Eukaryota; Metazoa; Rotifera; Eurotatoria; Adinetida; Adinetidae. The record is from the annotation of a GenBank genome assembly.
AUGGCAACCGCGAUCGACAAAACCCAAUGUUGUCUUUGCAAUAAACAUAAAAUAAUAUAUCCGUGUCCGGGUUGUUCAAAUCAAUUCUGUUUUGAGGAUUUAGUGCGACAUCGACAAAAGCUAAACGAAGAAUUCAAUGCGAUUAUCAAUGAUUACGAUCAAUUUGGAGAAAAUAUCCAUCAACUAAAACAAAAUCUACACGAUUCGCCUUUCGUAAAGAGAAUCAAUCAAUGGGAAAUAGAUUCCAUCGAAUUAAUUCAACGAACAGCUCAGCGAUGUCGACGAACAAUCAUCGAGGAAAUUCAAGUGUUCAUUUACGAUAUUGAAGAGAAAUUCAAAAAGUUAAUUGGAGAAAUCAAAUAUCUUCAAGAAGAAAAUGAAGUGAAUGAAAACAAUCUAAAAGAUUUAAAAGAGAAACUAAUUAAGAUUACAAAAGAAUUCUACGGUCCAUCAACGAUCUCUCUCUCGAAGAAGGACAUAUACAAAAUUUCAUCAAGAAAAUUUCAAUUAAAUCAACAAAAAAAUCACAUCUCAGCAAAUGGAAACAAAAUGGUUUGA